CAUGACUGGUGUGGUUUACCAUCUACAUCAGAGUAUCAGUAGAAGGAGCUGUGGUGCUGAUCCUCACUGUAGCUGUGGCAGUGUGCUACUGCAGGGGCCGAAGUAACACAGAAGAUCUAACUGACAACACAAUAUAUGCUAAUGUUAUGGACAACACAAGAAUUAGAGAUACAAGAUCAAACAGUCAUAUAAACCCAAAAUCCAUCUAUGAAACUGUCAAUGAUCUGGUUAUCCCAGGUUUGAACAAGCCGCAGACUCUGUGUGACAAGAUCACAUUUGGACGCCCAGAAGCCCCCCAGUCUCCCUACCAGAAAGUACUUUGAGCUGAACAGGAUGUGGUCAUAGGCUGGGCCUUCCAUAGAUAUGGCCUCUGCAUGCUCUGCAUCUUACACGUCUAUAUUCCGUAAAUAGGCUGAGAUGUUACUGUUGAAUUUCAUCACGACCUACACUAUUUGCUUACAUUUAUUUCCUUCUCCCUUUAUUGAUUCUCAUAUCUACAAUAUAUCAUAAAGCCUUACGCCUUUCUUUGAGGGCCUAGUUACAAUUAGGAGAUUCUGAAAUGUGUAAUAGGCAGUAGUAGGUGUUGUGAUCAGACAAGCUCAUAUGUCAAAUUUCUAUUUUCUAGAUUAAAGAAAAUAAUUGUACAAAAUAGUAUAACAUUGAUUAGUGAGGUUGAUUUAUGCCUGUGAGUAGAAAGUGUACUCUUUUUCAUUAGGAUUAUGUGCUCGCCAGGCAUUGAUGAGGUUGUAAUCAGAGAGUAUAUGAUGGAGAGACUUCGUUACAUGUGGAUUGUAGUUGUUCUUAUUUGAUUUGUCCGCAUGUCCAAAAUGGCAUUCAUGUCUGUUCCAAUAACCAGAUGGAAUUCAAUUAAUUCCAAAAAAUAUGCCGUUCACAGAAUGAAAAAUGUUUCUACCUUUUUGCAUACGUUGAGUGCCUUGCUUUUAGAGUGAAUUAUAAUUAACACUCAUGACUGUAUUUGUUUGCGACAGAUUGUUGUAUUGAAUGGUUUUGAGUACUCUAGCCUUCACCAAGUGAGUACCUAAGUGAAUAUGUUGUCUUUAAAAUUAAACUCAUUAUGACACACAUUACAUAUAUCUUAAAGCCUUUGAGGGCCUAGCUACACCCUAACACAGUGGUCUGAAACUCCUGGUUUACAGGCCACAUCAAGCCUGCAAGUCACAUUAUGUUGACUUGCAAAGUGAUGUUUAUUUCCUAUUGGAAUCCAGACAGAGUUAGGAUAUCCAACAAUUGGAGCUUUUAUUCACACGCAACCUGCAUUCAGAAUGACUGUUAGGGUAGGGAAGAUUGAUUACUGAGACUAAAUCAUAUUAAAUCAUAUUAACAGGAACAGCCAUAACAGUAAAGUGGGAAAUAAGUCGAACUACUAACAGAUUGGAUUAGUUUGAUUCGUUGAUUAAUCUUAUGCUACACACACAUAGAUAACAUGCAUUUUUUCUAAAGUACAUGCAAAUUCACAGAUAUUGAAACAAAGCAUUCUGAAAAUCAACAAGCAAGAGAUCAUGCUGGAAUAAUAACGAUGAUAAUGUUUGGUGUGGUUUUGAGUUAUUUUGAGCAAACAUUAAUUUGUAAUUUUACUCAACAAGCUUGUUCAAAUACAACUGACUUCAAGCAGAGUUUGCUUACUAAAGACACUAACACUUUGGCUCAAAUUCGUGUCCUUUUUAAGUCCACUCAACUUGCAUAAUAACACUAAUUAAGCAAUUGGUUAAGUUUGACUUUUUCCAGUGAACAUUGUAGGAAAUUUAAAGGCUGAGGAACUUCACAUUAGGUCACCUGUUUGUCAUAGUUUAGUGGUCAUGGUUUACUCUCUUCAAAUUUAGCAGAGUGGUUUUGUGAAGGAAGGCGCUGUGGGAACCUGUCAAAUAGAGAUAUGGUUGUAGUCAUGCAAAAACCUGUGAAAACCUAGUUGUUGGGCUGAUGAGUACACAUGAAAAGGUGUGCAGGGAUUAUGUCAUUUACAGAGAGAACAUUGACAAUGUUAUUUCAGCAUACAUAUUGUAUAGUUCACUUUUUAAUUUCUCUUUUACAUUCAAUCUGUCACUGUGAUCACUACAUUGCUGGGUUAUUACUUUGAACAGUUGACAGACCUACCUUGUUUGUGCUGUAGCUCAAGAACAGAAUGUUGAUUCCUUUUAUAGUAAGAUUAAGUUGUGUAGAGAUGAACAUGACAUCAGAUGCUAUUUUUUUCUGUUUCUCUUUAAGCAUCUGUACCUUUCGAAUUCUGUCAAAGCCCCAUUCGUGCAACAGGAAAUGUAGGGGUCCCAAGGACACGCUGGUGUCGACAGUCACUUACCACCGGCUCAGAAUGGAGCACACUUCACUUUAUGUGCUACUCUUCAACUGCUAGCCAUCAGUGACAGUGAAAGACAAGGACAUACAGCCAGAGGAAAUGGUCAUCACCUUAAAGAGAUGUCCUGCUUCUCAAAACAGGGAAUACUACUUCUCCUUCUCUCCAACCUCCACUAUGGUUUAGGUGUUCAUCUGAUCAUCAACAAGAGAGUGGGGGACUCCGUGGAGCUGCUGGCAGGCUUAGAGAGGGGACAUUUCAAAUCCUUGGAGUGGAAGUACAUGGGAAAGGAUAUUGCAGAAUUCAACUCAGAAGUUGUAUAUUCACCUGGAUCCCAGUUUGAGGGGAGACUAAAGAUGAACACCAAAAACUUCAGUUUAACAGUCAGAGAACUGACACUGCAAGACUCAGGGGAUUUUCUACUGACAGGCGAAGAGGACAAAGGUCAGAUUGCCAGUAAGACCAUCACUCUGAAGGUCCACGAGCCUGUAUCCAAGGUGGCGAUCCAGACAGACAUCAAGCUAUUGGCCAACCACUCCUGUACGGUACGGCUGGUGUGCAACGUGUCCUGCUACUCCAACAUUACCUACACCUGGGAGAGAGACAAUGAGAUCUACGGGGACGCCCAGCAGAUUCACUUCUCUCUCUCACCAGCAGAGGGAAACAUCAGUGUAAAGUGCAACGCCUCCAACCUAGUCAGUUGGAAAACUGCCUCUACGACAGUAAAGUGUAGUAAUCACACAACCACCCCAGGACUGGUGUGGUUUACCAUCUACAUCAGAGUAUCAGUGGGAGGAGCUGUGGUGCUGAUCCUCACUGUAGCAGUGGCAGUGUGCUACUGCAGGGGCCGAAGUAACACAGAAGAUCUAACUGACAACACAAUAUAUGCUGAUGUUAUGGACAACACAAGAAGUAGCGAUACAAGAUCAAACAGUCAUGUAAACCCAAUAUCCAUCUAUGAAACUGUCAAUGAUCUAGUUAUCCCAAGAUUGAACAAGCCGCAGACUCUGUAUGACAAGAUCACAUUUUGACGCCCAGAAGGCACCCUCCUCUCCCUACCAGAAAGAACUGUGAGCUGAACAGGAUGUGGUCAUGAGCUGGGCCUUCCAUAGAUAUAAAACCCUCUGUAUCCUCUGCAUCUUACAUGUGUACAUUCUGUAGUUAGGCCUAGAUGUUGCUCUUAUUUUCAUCACGACCUGCUCUAUUUGCUUUCUUUUUCAUGAUUGUAAUCUUCUCCCUUUAUUAAUUCUCAUAUCUACAGUAUAUCAUAAGGCCUUAUGCCUAUCUUUGAAGGCCUACUUACAAUUAGGAGAUUCUGAAAUGUGUCACUGGCAGUAGUAGGUGUUGUGAUCAGACAAACUACUAUGUAUCUUUCUUGAUUGAAGAAAACAGUUGUAGAUAAUAGUAUGACAUUGAUUAGUGAGGUUGAUUUAUGCCUGUGAAUAGAAAGUGUACUAUUUUGCAUCAGGAUUAUGUGCUCGCCAGGCAUUGAUGAGGUUGUAAUCAGAGAGUAUAUGAUGGAGAGCCUUUGUUACAUGUGGAUUGUAGUUGUUCUUAUUUGAUUUGUCCGCAUGUCCAAAAUGGCGUUCAUGUCUGUCCCAAUAACCAGAUGGAAUUCAAUUAAUUCCAAAAAAUAUGCCGUUCACAGAAUAAAAAAUGUUUCUACCUUUUUGCA
Salmo salar (Atlantic salmon) is the source of this 3983-nucleotide messenger RNA. The record is from RefSeq and is a predicted model, not a curated record. NCBI's taxonomy places the organism in Eukaryota, Metazoa, Chordata, Actinopteri, Salmoniformes, Salmonidae.